CAGAAAAGAAAAACGUCGUGAACGUAAAAACUUUUUCAUAAUACCUUAUACAUGAUACAGUAUGCAUCUCUUAUACUUAGCAGGUCUUUUUUCUUUAAUAGUGAAAAAGAAUACUGCUAAUUCAGUGGAGCUUGAAGCCAAAAUUACAUCUCCAUUGAUCUACAAUGCAUACUUAUAUUCAGAAGAAUUCGCAAGAUUUACUUGCAUUACAAGAAAUAGUGACAACAUUCGGUGGAUCAUUGACGACUCAACCAACAUCGAUUACUAUGUUAGAAUGAUCAGAAGAAUACAAUCCAGAAUUUUGCUUGAUCAAGACGGAUCCUUCCUCUCGGAAUUACUGAUCCCGGCUAUUUCAGUUAACAAGCACAUAGCAGUGAUUAAAUGUGAAGCGUACAAUACAACAGGAGGUUUUCAAGUGGCUGAGUCCAACGAAACAGCUCAAUACAACAUCCAAGGCUUGCUGGAAAUGGAGUCUAAUGCCACAUACAGCAGGUACAAUUCCACACACAACCUAGUGGAAUGGUUGGAACCACCGACGCUGAACAUUACAAAUGUAGAACCUGACAUUGAAAGUUACACAGUAUGCUCAUGCCCCAAAUUUAAUAUUUCCGAGCAUGAACUUGAAUGCACCAAUACGUCGAAACCUCAAAUUAUUCUACCAAAAUAUUAUGCGGAUUUUUUUGUUGUGGUAACUGCUUGGAAUAUUGUCGGAGAGAGCAACAGCUCAGCACAACUUAUGAUUCCGAAAUGCGGGAACACUAAUGAUGAGGUCCGAAUAGAAGGAGACACAUUUGUUGUGGAAAUAGAAUUUGACGAAGACAAUUCAACGGCACUUUAUAUUUCCUUCACACCCACUGCAGGCAAUCAGAAGGCAGAUCACAACGAGUCAUCGAUUGAAAGGUGUUUGUUUGUCUAUGAAGUUACCAUCAAGCGGAAACUGAAUUCAACAGAGUUGGUGACACCUACACAACUGUACGGAUUGGAUCAUCUAUGCAUUAGAAAAAAAGAUCUACAGAGAAACAACCUGUUCACAAUUGGCAUAAAUCGAAUAACUUCUACCUCUCAUUUGCAAUUGCAUCCAGUUGACUUCAGUACGUAUGAUCUUCAGAGUGUGAGCACGUCAAGGAAAGGACACUUCUUGCACGUUAUUUGCCAUUUCGCCCGAGGGAUAACAGCUAAAGGCUGUGCAAUACAGCUAAGAAGUGGUGAAAGAGUCCUCCUUCAAAAAAGGCUACCAAUUAUUGAAGACUGUGAAGCCCUGCAAUCGACACCAUGCUACGCAAAUGGAAGUAUUGACUUAUCAGUUCUACCAACUAUUGGGAAGGUGGUAUCUCUACUUGUUUCUCAUUGGGAACCAAACAGUUUUGAAAACAGUGUUUACUUGAUAGAACUCCCAAUACAGGCAGCUAACAACAGCUCAACAGGUUUAAAUCUCACACCAGCAAACACGACCAUGAUACCAUUGAUAAUAACAGAUUAUUUGUGUGCACAACAUGCAGUUGCAGUCAGUGGAGGCACUUUGGGAGCAGUUUGCCUAAUUUGCCUAUCAGCUGUCGUUUUAGGAGUGUUUUGGAAGAUUUACAAAAGAUCAGGUCAACGUUUGAAUUGUCAAAAAAUGCCUCAACUUCAUUCCAAUGAGGCGUACUCACAUAUACUUAGAAAUGAAGCAUACGAGACGGCAGGAAAACCUCCGGUAUCUCAAGAGGACACUGGCCCUCAUCUGUAUGAUGAGAUCCCCCUGCCAGCACAGGCAAAGGAGCCAAUGUAUGCUGAAAUAGGGACUCAGUACAAAUAUUGCAUUCGAAAUUAAUGUUAAUACCAAGUGUAUAAUUAUAGAGCAGGUUAGUCGCCAGCCAGCUAUUGUUUGUUAUUAUACUCUUGUACUAGCACGAACACUUUACUCACGAAAUAAACUCUCGUUUUUAUGUGAAA
Halichondria panicea is the source of this 1932-nucleotide messenger RNA. RefSeq lists its product as uncharacterized. Bases 62 to 1810 code for a protein of 582 amino acids. The transcript is spliced from 7 exons. The record is from RefSeq and is a predicted model, not a curated record. NCBI's taxonomy places the organism in Eukaryota, Metazoa, Porifera, Demospongiae, Suberitida, Halichondriidae.